AAAGUGUUAUAUAAAAUGAAAUCGCUAACUGGGCUAUUGCUGUUGGCUGUGAUUUGCGGCGCAUACGCAAGUCCUGCCUACUUAGAGCAAACCUCCCUGGUACGUCAAAAACGCCAAGCUGACGGCUUUUUAACCAAUACGAGACAAUUGGUUGAAGAAUUAAUAGCAAAUUUGAACAAGGCAGCUCAGGAGGCGAAGGAUGCUGUCAAAACUUUUGGGGACGGACUUAGAGCCGAGGUCAAGCGAAGCCAGCAGAGACUCGAGAAUAGUUUGAAUGAACUGAGAAAGAGAAUCGAGAAUGCAAUCAAAUCACUUGGAGAAGCUGCAUCGGCAUGUGUCACCGCUCAGCAGGAAGAAGCAGAACAAAUGUUUUCAGAGGCUUUACAAAAGGCCACGGCGUGUAGCGAGGACCGCUUAUCAGAAGCCGGUGAACUCCUUAAUAAAUUAUCUGAUAACGCUGACAAACUACGCACCUUUGCAAGCCAGGCUUUUGAAGAAUUGAGAAACUGCACUGAACAACAAAGUAAUAUUUUCACGGCUGGGGCUUGCCUCGGAAAUGUUGCUUUGCAGUCAGAAUUGAAGGGAGCUGGGUUGUUGGCGCAAAGUGGAUUGUUGAUAGGUCGGCUGAACUUACUCUUAACAACGCUCCCAGCAUCUUUAGAAUUUUGCGCCGGUACAGGCCUCGUUAAUGCUGGAAUCGGCACAGCCAGAAUCGUCCUGAAGAUUGGAAGGUGCACUGCUAACUCCGGAAUCUCAGCAUUGGUCGAUGGCGCUAAUGCUACCCCCGUUACUGAAAUCGGUCCUAAAAUAAUUGAGAAUCUUUCAUCGUCGCUUGCAGCUGAGUCUCUCAAUUCUGUUGAUAAAGCUGGAAGCUUAAAACCAAUUUCCAUAAUCGAUAACAACAAUUUGAAUAUAGAUAACAUUGGUGGACCAUUGGAAACACCUGUAAAUUCACUGUUUAAAUUAUUCUCACAAAAGUAAAAGGUUCACCAUUACAACGCAUUGUAACUCUUACCUCGUAACUGUGGUAAUAGUGUUCUUGUAACAGUUGUUCAUUUGGAAAUAAACAAUUAACUAUUACAUACACAUCUGCGGUUUUCUUCAA
Messenger RNA from Hyposmocoma kahamanoa, 1105 nucleotides. RefSeq lists its product as uncharacterized. The transcript has 5 exons. The coding region runs from base 16 to 981 and encodes 321 amino acids. Lineage: Eukaryota; Metazoa; Arthropoda; Insecta; Lepidoptera; Cosmopterigidae. The record is from RefSeq and is a predicted model, not a curated record.